This is a messenger RNA of Rotaria sp. Silwood1, 987 nucleotides long. NCBI's taxonomy places the organism in Eukaryota, Metazoa, Rotifera, Eurotatoria, Philodinida, Philodinidae. The record is from the annotation of a GenBank genome assembly.
AUGUCAUUAUUGUUAUUAUUAUUACCAGUUAAAGUGGUACUAAUUAAUUCAUCAAAUGUGACUAAUACUCGUCGAUGUCCAUCAAAAUGUACAAUAGUUAGUUUGAAUCGUGCAUCAUUGUAUCGUCGAGAACAAGAUUGUUCCAAUGUAGAAAGUUUUGUUAAAUGCUCUGCAACUCAAGCAAUCAAUGAAAGUUUGACACCUUCAUUAUUUGACAAAUUUUUCUAUCAUCAUACACAAGUUACAUUCUAUGCGAAUGUAUCAGAAACAAAUGUCGAUAUUCAUAAUGCAUGUUUUGAUAAAGAUAAUGAUUCAAGAAUAUUUGCACAAAAAAUAGCGAAUCAACUACUUGGAUAUCGUUAUGUUGAGUUGGAAGAAAGUAUAAAACUAAUCAUUUAUGAUCCUCAUGCUAAUACAGAAACUCAAUUCUUCACACCCAAUCUACAAUAUGUUAUUGAUAAUAUUGGUACAGCAGCUUCAUGCAACAUUACAGGUUAUGUUUUAUCAUCAUCAAUAUCUGAACAACGUUUGUGUUGGUUAGGUACUUUGGUUAGUCUUCAUGUGUAUACAGAAAAUAAUUUACUAACACUAAUUAAUACAACUAUUGCGUUGAGUUAUAAUUGUAAUACUCGUGGUUUAUUAUGUAAUGGACCAGAAAUGUUACAAAAUGUUACAGAAAUUGUGAACAAAUUUUUUAAUAAUCCUCCUUAUAUAGAUCAGUCGGAUUCGUGUACUAAAUGUACGCCAAAAGGUAGUUGUGUAUAUGCUUCACGUGGUGUUGUUCAUACAUUUCGAAAUAUAAAUGGAAUAAAUGCACGACCUGCUCAACUUCAAUUUUGGUCCAGUCCAGCUGGAAUCGAAAAUUAUUUUCAACAAGUGAGUUAUGCACUCAACCAAAAGCCACCUGAUCUUGAUCUUGUAAUGAAAAUUGCUAAAGAAUGGGGUAUUGAUAUCAUUGGAUCACCAAAUUGGAGUAUUGCUGGUUAA